GUCCACGUAUUCGUUUGCUGGGACCGAUUUUAGCAAUUGAAGCUGUUACCGGUGAAGAUUCCGGCGUCUACAAAUGUACGGCCAGCAAUGUAGGCGGUGAGGCAAGUGCCGAGCUACGUCUUUCGGUCGCUACACCCAUUCAAGUCGAAAUUCAACCAAAUAUACUAAGUGUCCAUAUGGGUGGUACGGCUGAGUUUCGUUGUUUGGUGACCAGCAAUGGCAGCCCGGUGGGCAUGCAAAACAUCCUAUGGUACAAAGAUGGCCGGCAGUUGCCAUCGUCUGGCCGCAUUGAGGAUACCCUUAUCGUACCACGAGUUGGUCGUGAAAAUCGUGGCAUGUAUCAAUGCGUUGUUCGUAGGCCGGAGGGUGAUACAUUUCAGGCUACUGCUGAGCUGCAAUUAGGAGAUGCCCCACCCGUUUUACUGUACAGUUUUAUUGAGCAAACAUUACAACCGGGUCCGGCAGUAAGUUUGAAAUGCUCGGCAGCCGGAAAUCCAACGCCACAAAUUUCAUGGACACUGGACGGUUUUCCACUACCAUCAAACGGAAGAUUUAUGAUUGGCCAAUAUAUAACGGUCCACGGUGAUGUUAUCAGUCACGUUAACAUUACCCAUGUCAUGGUCGAGGAUGGUGGAGAAUAUUCAUGCACUGCAGAAAAUCGAGCUGGACGAGUUCAACAUUCUGCGCGUUUAAAUAUUUAUGGUCUUCCGUAUAUUCGCAUUAUUCCCAAAGUUACAGCAGUCUCUGGGGAAACAUUAAAUCUGAAAUGUCCCGUUGCUGGUUAUCCCAUCGAAGAAAUUCAUUGGGAGAGAGGUGGACGUGAACUACCCGACGAUAUUCGACAACGUGUACAGCCGGAUGGAUCGCUGACAAUAUCACCGGUGCAAAAAAACACUGAUUCGGGCGUUUAUACAUGUUGGGCACGUAACAAACAAGGACACAGUGCUCGUCGCAGCGGCGAAGUGACGGUUAUUGUACCGCCGAAAUUGAGUCCUUUUCAAUCAGCACAAUUGCAAUUAAAUAUGGGCGACCGCGCAUCGUUGACCUGUUCCGUUGUCAAGGGUGAUUUGCCGCUGACCAUGUCCUGGCGCAAAGACAAUCGACCCAUCGAUGCCACCCAGCACAUGUCCGUCAAACAAGUGGACCAAUACAACAGCAUACUGGUCAUUGAAAACCUAGGCUCCGACCAUACGGGCAAUUAUUCGUGUGUGGUACGCAAUUCAGCAGCUGAAGUGGAAAACUCCCAAUCGUUAUUGGUUAAUGUUCCGCCACGUUGGAUUGUUGAACCAAGCGAUGCAAAUGUGGAACGGAAUCGUCAUAUUAUGUUGCACUGUCAGGCGCAGGGUGUACCAACGCCCAGUAUCGUUUGGAAAAAGGCUACAGGUAGCAAAUCUGGCGAAUAUGAAGAGGUGCGUGAACGGCCAUUUACAAAAUUACUUUCGAAUGGUUCAUUACUGUUGCAGCAUGUCAAAGAGGACCGAGAGGGAUUUUAUUUGUGCCAGGCCAAUAACGGCAUCGGUACUGGCAUCGGCAAAGUGAUACAAUUAAAAGUUAAUUCUUCGCCCUAUUUCCAAUCGACUUCACGUUCGGUGACGGUGAAAAAGGGUGAUACGGCAAUACUGCAGUGUUCGGUAAGCGGUGACAAACCGAUUAAUAUCGUUUGGAUGCGUUCGGGCAAGAGUACACUGAAUCCAUCGACAAAUUACAAAAUUUCAGUCAAACAGGAGGCAACGCCCGAUGGAGUUUCGGCAGAAUUACAAAUUCGCUUAGUUGAUGCCAGCGAUAGUGGCCCCUAUUUUUGUCGUGCCAGCAAUUUAUAUGGCAAUGAUCAGCAACUGGUACAACUAAUGGUACAGGAGCCACCGCAACCACCAACGGUGUUAGAAGCAGCCAUGAUCUCCAGUCGUUCGGUCAAUUUGAAAUGGCAGCCCAAGGUACAGAAUUCCGGAGAUGUUUCCAAAUACAUAGUGGAAUAUAAAGAGAUGGAUGCUACAUUCAUGGACCAAUGGCAGCACAUGGAAGUUAAGGAUCCACCUAGUUUCAAUGCCUUAAUUGAAAAUCUCAAGCCGGCAACUCGUUAUGCAUUUCGUGUAAUAGCUGAGGGUACUGCAGGUCGUAGUGCACCCAGUCAAGAGUUAGUAAUACGCACCGAACCACAAAGGCCAGCAGGGCCACCACUUAAUCUCUCAGUGCGUCCAUUGUCGUCGACGGAAUUACUUGUUAGCUGGAUUGCACCAUUGGCCGAACUGAGGCAUGGUGAUAUUCAGGGUUACAAUGUGGGCUAUAAACUGGCCAGUUCUGGUACAACGGCAUAUAACUUCACUUCAGUUUCGGGUGAUGGCGAUGGUGGUACGGGCGAAUUACUUUUGACUGGGCUUCAAAAAUUUGCCCGCUACAAUGUUGUGGUGCAGGCAUUUAAUCAAGUUGGACCUGGGCCUCUCUCUGAACCAGCUUCAGCACAAACUAUGGAAGAUGUACCCAGCCGUGCUCCCGAAGACAUACGCUGUGCCGCAUUGACAUCACAAUCCCUGCAAGUGUCAUGGCAACCACCACCGAUUCACCACACCAAUGGCAUACUACAGGGCUAUAAAUUGAUAUUUGAACCCAUUUUAGACGAUUAUUCUCCGAACAAGGAUGAAGUAGAGUCCCGCAAGACAACGGCACUGACAACUGUGCUCACGGGAUUGCGCAAGUUCACCAACUACAGCAUCCAGGUGCUGGCCCAUACACGAAUGGGCGAUGGUGUUCUUUCGAAUUCCAUUUAUUGCCACACCGAAGAAGAUGCUCCUGAGGCACCAGCCGACAUCAAAGUUGUUGUUAGUUCCCCUCAAUCUUUAUACGUUUCGUGGCUUCCACCCAACGAACCGAAUGGCGUCAUUACCAAAUAUAAUCUCUAUACAAGGGUGGUAAAUGGUCGCGAAGAACUGAAUAAUGAAAAGCGAAGUCUUCCCUCCCAGCAGUCUUAUUAUGAAGCCAAAAACCUACAUCCCCACAUGGAAUAUCAAUUUUGGGUAACAGCUUCCACACGUGUCGGUGAAGGUAAAAGUUCCAAGGUGGCUUCACAAAUUACCACAAAUCGUGUACCGGCACGUAUUGUCUCAUUUGGUGGGCCAAUUGUUAGACCAUGGCGUUCAACGGUGACACUAGCCUGCACUGCAGUUGGUAAACCCAAACGAGAAUGGUUUAAGACGGAUGUCCCCUUGCGACAGGGGGGUUUGCACAAUACCCAGUUAUUGGAUUCUGGUGAUUUGAUAAUAUCCAAUUUACAAGUAUCGGACAGCGGCAAUUACAGCUGCCAAGUGGAUAAUGGUAUUGGCACAGACCGCCUAACCCAUAUGCUUUUGGUACAAGUACCUCCUUCCGCUCCCGUCCUCUACGUAACAAGCGCUACCACCAGUAGUAUUCUGAUGCAUUGGAAAUGUGGAUUUACCGGUAAUGCUCCGAUAACGGGUUAUACCUUAUACUAUCGGCGAACACCAGGAAAUAUAGAAGAGAAGCAAUUGUCACGUCACGCUUCCAGCCAUGAAUUGAAGGGAUUGGUUUGUGGCAGUACAUAUCAAAUACACUUAACGGCCACCAAUAAGGUGGGCACAUCUCCGGCCAGUAUAACGUUACAUGUACGAACUCAGGGUCAAAGUCCGGGUGUGCCUUCAACUACAACGUUAAUAGCUCCCAACUCAACAUCGGUUAGCAUAAGAUUACAUACAUGGCCAGAUAAUGGUUGUCCCAUGUUAUAUUUUGUAUUACAAUAUCGUCCUGUCACGGAUGGCCCCGAAAAGGAUUGGAUAUUGGUGUCAAACGCCCUGAAACCACAGCGACGUUUUACCAUAUCUGGUCUCCAACCAUCGACACUAUAUCAAUUGCGCAUGGAAGCGCACAAUGUGGCCGGUGUGUCACAGGCCGAGUUCACAUUUGUCACACUCACCAAGGACGGUGAUCCACCCCCACCAGAGAUAGUGCAGCGCGGACAACGUGGCACGAAUGUAUUCUACGGAAAUGUCAACCUAUUGAUACCGAGCAUAGCUACCGUAUCUGGGAUGAUAUGCACCAUAGCACUGGUAUUCAUGUGCUACCGACACAAACAAACCGGACGCAUACAAAAGGAGUCGUUGGAAAAUCGCCAAAAUUCCGAAGCUGCACAGCGUGAACGUUACUAUGCCACAAUUCAUAAGGUUUCAAUGCAGAACAACGAUAAAAUUCCAGAGACCUCCGAGGAUAUUUCUCCUUAUGCCACAUUUCAGCUGUCCGAAAGUGGCAACAUGUCCCAACCACAUCACGCUGGCCCCGCAAAUACCUUGCUGCAUUCGUUUAUGUAUCACGAGCGUGCUCUGACGGAGGGCUGUUCGUCGACACCACCUGCUUCUUCCAAAAAUCGCCGACGACAUUCACGAAAAACCGAACCGGAAAGUGAAGAAUCCGAAUCGGAUCAGGAUCAAUUGACAUCAAGUCGUACCGAGUCUUCCAAUCAACAUGAAGGAAAAAUGAAGCAUAGUAUCAUCUACCAUGGGGCACAAUCAAGCACAUCCUCUGAUCUAUCACCAAUGUCCGAACAAAAAUCAUUGCCACGUCGCGGUCGUUCAAGGCCUGGAGGUGUUAUACGCACCCUGCAUCCAUUGCAGUUACAAGCUGAAUGCAAUGUAAUCCCCACCGGUGGAUUUCAUCAAAUUCCCGUCGAAGUGGCUCUGCCAUCUGCAACGGAACGCUCUGAUGUGGCACAGGUUGAAUGUGAUGUGGAAACAUUGAAGAAAUUAAAGUUGGGCCUAAGGUCAACGUUGUGGUCUAGGCCAGCUUCGACCACAUCGCAUUUGCUACAGCAACAACAGCAGCAGCAACAACAACAGCGGGCCCAAGAGAAUCGACCCAUAUCACAGCCCCAAUUGCAACAGUUACAUCAGCAGCAGCAACAACAACAACAGCAGCAGCAACAACAUCUCUCCCAAACACCUUCUCAACAACAGUUACCAGCCCAUGUUGCUGCAAUCAAGUCUCAACAAUCACCAUCCACAUCACAAAAACAACAAUUGCAACCACGUCAAAAUUCCCCAGCUCCCACCCAGAAACUUCUCAAGGAGAAGUCGGACUAUUCAAUAUCUGUGUGAAAUAUUUAUACGCCAUACAAGAGUUGAGCGGAUUUUCGUAGUCGUUUCCGUUUUCUAGCGAAACGUAUGCGAU
Musca vetustissima is the source of this 5172-nucleotide messenger RNA. It is a transcript of the gene Dscam2, whose product is annotated as cell adhesion molecule Dscam2. Bases 177 to 5099 code for a protein of 1640 amino acids. The record is from RefSeq and is a predicted model, not a curated record. Gene Ontology annotation, biological process: cell-cell adhesion. The transcript has 17 exons. NCBI's taxonomy places the organism in Eukaryota, Metazoa, Arthropoda, Insecta, Diptera, Muscidae. Gene Ontology annotation, molecular function: protein binding.